ACGGCGGCUGGUGCGGCGGGCGCCGCUAAGACUGGAAAGAUGGCGGUCCUAGCACCUUUGAUUGCACUCGUGUAUUCGGUGCCACGGCUUUCACGAUGGCUAGCCAGACCUUACUAUUUCUUGUCGGCCCUGCUUUCAGCAUCUUUCUUACUCCUGAGGAAACUGCCGCCUCUGUGCAACGGUCUCCCCACGCAACGGGAAGACGGCAAUCCGUGUGACUUUGACUGGAGGGAAGUGGAGAUCCUGAUGUUUCUCAGUGCCAUUGUCAUGAUGAAGAACCGCAGAUCCAUUACCGUGGAGCAACAUAUCGGCAACAUCUUCAUGUUUAGUAAAGUGGCCAACGCCAUUCUCUUCUUCCGCCUGGACAUCCGCAUGGGCCUGCUUUACCUCACGCUCUGCAUAGUGUUCCUGAUGACGUGCAAGCCCCCGCUGUACAUGGGCCCGGAGUACAUCAAGUACUUCAAUGAUAAAACCAUUGAUGAGGAGCUUGAGCGGGAUAAGAGGGUCACUUGGAUUGUGGAAUUCUUUGCCAAUUGGUCUAACGACUGCCAGUCAUUUGCUCCUAUCUACGCUGACCUCUCCCUCAAGUACAACUGUACGGGCCUUAGUUUUGGGAAGGUAGACGUUGGCCGCUACACUGAUCUUAGUACACGGUACAAAGUGAGCACAUCACCCCUCACCAAGCAGCUCCCUACCCUGAUCCUGUUCCGAGGUGGCAAGGAGGUGAUGCGGCGGCCACAGAUUGACAAGAAAGGACGAGCUGUCUCUUGGACCUUCUCUGAGGAGAAUGUAAUCCGAGAAUUCAACCUGAAUGAACUCUACCAGCAGGCCAAGAAGCUGUCAAAAGCAGGAGAUCGUAUCCCUGAGGAGCAGCCGGAGACCCAAGCUUCCACCACAGUGCCAGAUGGGGAAAGCAAGAAGGACAAAUAGGAGCCCCUAUUCACAGUCUCUUCCCAAGCUGCCAGCCUUGUCCUAGGCCUGGCCUUUUGUUAUUUAUGGCCCCCCCCACCCCGCCCCCAUUUGCUUGCACCUGGGGGAGGUGGGCUCUGCUUCUGAUUUUAAAGAGGCAACCAGUAAACUGUCUUGCACUGUUCAGAGAGGCCUCCCCGCUGUGGUCAACAAUCUUACUGGAAGAUGGGCAUGAAAUCUCAUGUAAUGAAGCAGGAAAUGGAGUCCCUUCAAGUUUGGAUUUCUUUCGUUUCUUUUCUCCCUGGCUUGAGUCAGUGUGACAACUGCUGUCCACCAGUCACACAUCUCUGCCACACUAUGCCAUCACUCAUCUUGGUGCCGCUGUGCAGCCUCCUUAGAUUAAACACGAGUCUAUGAUUGAUGCCAAGGUACAGAGUCAGUGCUAAGAUUUUUCCUUGUGGGUCUCAAGGAGCCUUGCUUCCUUAGGCCCUCUAGCUUGGCUAUGGCCUUCAGUAAGAAGUGGAAACCAAACUUGCUUUCUGGUCCUGAGGAGAGAAUCUCCCUCAGCGUCUCUAUCACUGAGGAUAGUACUAAAUGUGGGGGUUGGGGAGGGAAUGGAGACUUUGUAUGGGGUGGGCCUGAGGCUGGAUUGUGGUCUCUGUUAUAACACUCUAACUUUAAUGAUCCCCUCCUACUACCACCGCCAAUGGACAGUUUCCAAUAAUAAAAUGACUGGGAUUUCCUUUUGA
This is a messenger RNA of Echinops telfairi (small Madagascar hedgehog), 1658 nucleotides long. It is a transcript of the gene TMX2, whose product is annotated as thioredoxin related transmembrane protein 2. The coding region runs from base 40 to 930 and encodes 296 amino acids. Gene Ontology annotation, cellular component: membrane-bounded organelle. Gene Ontology annotation, molecular function: disulfide oxidoreductase activity. Gene Ontology annotation, biological process: brain development. Lineage: Eukaryota; Metazoa; Chordata; Mammalia; Afrosoricida; Tenrecidae. The record is from RefSeq and is a predicted model, not a curated record. The transcript is spliced from 8 exons.